Hypoxylon trugodes is the source of this 2985-nucleotide messenger RNA. Its product is annotated as glutathione degradosome. Gene Ontology annotation, biological process: glutathione catabolic process; proteolysis. The transcript is spliced from 2 exons. The coding region runs from base 184 to 2850 and encodes 888 amino acids. The record is from RefSeq and is a predicted model, not a curated record. Gene Ontology annotation, molecular function: protein binding; peptidase activity. Lineage: Eukaryota; Fungi; Ascomycota; Sordariomycetes; Xylariales; Hypoxylaceae.
CGUCAUUUCCAACACUAUUCAAUUCACCGAUUUAUCAUACAUCGCCAACUUUAUUUCCCACACUUUCACUUUUACCACUACGUUUGAAUAGGGAGAACACCGCUAUCUACUUAUAUGAUCUUACCCAUUUAUUGAACUCUCCCCUAUGCUUUCACAGUGGCAAUUAACUUGUGAAUAGCGACGAUGCCAUCUGCAAUGGCGGCUUCGGCCCCCUCUCCCAUCCACGAAAUUCCGCCUCACACGACACCUCAACUAUACCACAAUCUCAAACACGAUAGCUCAGUUCUUGCCCUUGCUGUCGGAAACGAUAGCAUAUACGCUGGGACUCAAAAUGGAGAAAUUGUUGUGUGGCUUUUGGGCACUUUUCAGAAAGUUCACCAUAUACAAGCCCACAAACGCAGUGUCAUGUGCCUCUUUCUGUCCGAAGAUGGCACCCUUCUCUUUUCUAGUGCUAGCGAUCCGAUCGUAAACGUAUGGUGCCCUCGAACCAUGACGCGACUUUACGAGAUAUACAGCACAAAUGACUCUUUCGGGGACAUCUUCUCCGUUUCUUACUCCUCCCAACACGAGACCGUUUAUUAUGGUGCCCAAAACACGUCGAUCCAAUGGGUCGGUCUAAAAGACCCAAACAGACGCGUUACACAAGAUUCGCAAAACCAUCCCGAUCGAAGAAACCACCGAUUUUUUGAUUCUCGUGCUGUUGGUGGCACGAGCACACCGCGACCCACCGACGAACGAUAUGAUCUAAUACCUCGGUCCCAUACAAUGCUUGAGACAGAUAAAAGAGCAAACAAAAUGUUCGCUCACUACGGCUAUGUAUACUGUAUGCUUAUAACAAAGGCCACCACGGCCUAUACCGAGCCGGACGAGGACGUUUUAAUAUCAGGCGGUGGAGAUGGCACGAUAAAAGUCUGGAAACUAGGUGGCCGAGAAAUUGGCCCAGAUGGAUUCGAGAAUGGUAUUGAGGAGAUCAUUGCUCUUGGCGAUCAAGAUGCCAUGUCUGUCAUGUCACUUACCGUAGAUGGAUCAUUCCUAUACAGUGGGAAGCUAGAUGGUAUGAUUGAGCUAUGGGAUCUUGAUACAAAACAGAAGUUAAGGUCCAUCAAAGCUCAUAAGGGCGAUGUUAUGUCUCUUCAGAUGGGCUGGGGGUAUUUAUGGAGUGCAAGUCGCUCCGGUACUGCUUGUAAACAUAAUACCGUCCACUAUGGAGAAUACCAACACGACUCUUCUCAGAACGUUAAUCAGAAAUACCAAUGCUUAACGCAGUGGAAGGCUCAUGAUGGCAAGGUUUUGUCCUCGGCCAUCACAACACAAAAUCGCAAUCAAUUCUAUAUUACAGGGGCCAAUGAUAACAACGUCGCCGUAUGGACGCUCAAGAAUGAGGCAUCAGCCGAUCAACCGUCACACGAAGAACAUGAAGAUAUGAUGAUAACAUCAUUACGCGAAUUUGUAUCCUUUAGGACGGUAUCAUCUCGGCCGGAGUACGCAGAGGAUUGUCGCCGAGGCGCUAGUUUCCUUCGCACAUUAUUUAAGAAACUAGGAGGCGAUGUAGAUAUGCUGAGUUGCGAAGAUACGCUACAUCAUCCUGUGGUACUUGCUGAGUUUAGCGGCAAGUUGCAACCUGCCGAGAAACGAAAGAGGAUCCUGUUCUACGGCCACUACGAUGUUGUCGCGGCGGAAACUAAGAACGGAAAGUGGAGUAAUGAUCCUUUCCAAUUGAUCGGAACCAAUGGCUAUUUGUACGGCCGUGGUGUCAGCGACAAUAAAGGUCCAAUAAUGGCUGCACUGUACGCAGUUACUGAUCUCAUGCAGGCCAAAUCCCUAGACUCAGAUGUCGUUUUCCUAAUUGAAGGGCAGGAGGAAUCGGGAUCCCGCGGAUUCAAGGAGACCGUGCGAAAGUACAAGGAUCGUAUCGGCAAUAUCGACUACAUCUUAUUAGCGAACAGUUACUGGUUGAAUGACGAUACUCCAUGCUUAACGUAUGGCUUACGAGGCGUUAUGCAUGCUACCGUCUGCGUUGAGUCGAAAAGCCCUGACCUACACUCCGGUGUCGAUGGUUCCUAUUUGGUCAAUGAGCCCUUGUCAGAUCUUAUGAUGCUUCUGUCCAAGCUCAAGGGCCCCCGGAAUCGGAUUAUGCUUCCUGGCUUCUACGAUGGCAUACUUCCGCUUACUACUGAAGAAGAAGCCCGAUACGACGAUAUCUUAUCCGUCCUAAUGGAACAAGGCCAUGAAGACGAAUCGGCGGAGACGCUGAAGGCAAGCCUUAUGGCACGUUGGCGGGAGCCAAAUCUUACACAUCAUAAAGUCAAAGUUUCCGGACCGGAUGGUAGUUUAAUCAGCAGUCAUGCAAAUGCUAAGAUCAGUGUUCGACUCGUCCCUGGACAAGAGGUAGAAGAAGUUACUAGCUCCUUAACCUCUUUUCUCGAGAAAGAGUUCAGCAACCUAGAGUCGGACAAUAAGCUGAGUAUCCAAAUUGACAACCAAGCGGAGCCUUGGUUGGGUGAUCCCAGCAAUUAUAUCUUUCGAACCUUGGAGGAAGCCCUGGUGCAAGCUUGGGCCCCCUUCUUCUCCGACAACACUGCCAAUGGUGUCACCAACGGUAUUACCAACGGAAACGGAACGAACGGCACUCACACCAACGGCGGGUCCAAGGUCCGAAAGCCCCUCUAUAUCCGAGAAGGCGGCUCAAUUCCAGCGAUCAGGUUCCUCGAGAAAGAAUUUAAUGCCCCGGCCGCUCAUCUUCCAUGCGGACAGUCUUCCGACUCGGCGCAUUUAGAUAAUGAGAGACUAAGAGUCGUAAACCUUUUAAAGAGUCGGGAAAUUUUUACACACGUGUUCAAGAAAUUGUAACGACGAUUAUGUUGAAGAAUGGUUUCAUUUCCACAUAGGGCGAAAAGCGCAUUAUUCACGCAUGGAUCAAGUAUUAAGAUAGGAGCGCGGAGUUCGCGGUACUUUAUAGAAAAUAGAAAUUCAGAUACCCUUUUC